Molecule: messenger RNA, 1122 nt
Organism: Prorocentrum cordatum
Lineage: Eukaryota; Dinophyceae; Prorocentrales; Prorocentraceae
Source: the annotation of a GenBank genome assembly
UUUCGCUGCACCUGCACGAUGGUAGAUUCCAACUGCUUUGCGCAGUCAUGCCGGCAGAGAUCCCCCAAACGUGCAACCCGCAGCAAACCGGCAGCCACUAUUCAUAAACUAUCACCCGGGGCUCUCGCACCAUCGAGCGCGGCCGAAGGCAGCGACCGGCUCGAGGCGGUGGCCCGAGAGCCCCCGUGGAGAUGCCUGGCCGGCUCUCCCGCCAGAAAUAGGAAACAAAAACGCCAUAACCAUUAAUUCCGCUCAAACUUUAUGCUUCUGGCGUUCUUCCUUCUUCGAUCUCCUGCCGACGGGCGCCUCAUGGCAGAUGCAUGCCGGCCCAGCUCCGCUCCCUCGCGCGGCGGCUCCCCGAGGGGAAGAACACACCAGCCGCGGCAGGCCUUGGGGCUCUCCCGUGGGCGCCUCGCUGCGGAAGGCGGCGCCUGGGCGGCGCCGACGCCGCGCCCCCGCAGUCGGAGGGAUGCACUUCGGCGCCCCGGAGGUCCCGCGGAGGAAUAGAGGAAGCAACAGUUCCAAUGCCGACGGAUCCGAGGAGUGAGCACGACAUCGAUCGCUCUCAAACUCUGCCCACGCAGAGCGAACAGAACGUAGCGUUCACGGAAAUAGUGUGUACAGAGCCCACAGACUCCAAGCUGAAUUGACAGCGCGGUGCGAACCUGAGGCGAGCUGGUUGACGUCUCUACGCAUCGAGCAAAAACUUGCGCCUGCGGGCCGAUCGGUUACUGUAUAUACUAGGCUCGCUGGGCCAAAUUGACGGGUAAGGCGCACCCUGCUUACCCCGUGAGGAGAGCCACAGCACAUUGAGCCACUGACGCCUCCUCUGUGCGCGUGGAGCGCGAUAUAGUGAUAUAGUUACACAAGCAAGGCCAUCGCUCACUGCAGCUCGGUUGGCACGUCGACCUUCGGCGUGGUCCCUGUCUUGACCAACGCCAAUAUGCGCUCGCCGGGUGUCAUCGCAUUCCAAGCUGCAUCCGUCAGCUCGCCGAGGAUUUCCGCGCGGCGCCUCGGCGUCGGCCUCAGCGGCGCUGCCGCGACUGCCCCUCCACGGGGGGGCCGCCGUGGGGGGCGCAGCCUGGGCCUGCCACGCCGGAGAGCCCCGGCCUGGCAGCGGGG